Molecule: messenger RNA, 904 nt
Organism: Metschnikowia bicuspidata var. bicuspidata NRRL YB-4993
Lineage: Eukaryota; Fungi; Ascomycota; Pichiomycetes; Serinales; Metschnikowiaceae
Exons: 1
Coding region: 346-879 (177 amino acids)
Source: RefSeq, a predicted model, not a curated record
ACCACUGCCGGCUCAUAAUCACCCGUCACAUAAUACUCACCAAAUCUAUCACCAUAUUAAGCACAUCAUCAGUCACAUCAUAAAUCACAUACCUAAACACAUACUUUAUCACAUACUUUAUCACAUACUUUAUCACAUACUUUAUCACAUACUUUAUCCCAUACAUUAUCACAUACUUUAUCCCAUACUUUAUCACAUACUUUAUCCCAUACUUUAUCCCAUACUUUAUCACAUAAUUAAUCUCCAUGUAAUUACCGAAUCACCCGCGCCAGUCUCGUGCGACAGGUGCGCGCACCGACAUGGCUAUAGAAAUUCCCCGGGUUCAUUUGCUACAACUCACCUACAAUGGACGACUGGAUCGAGACCGGCACCGGUAACCGUAUUUCGCGGCUGGCAAUAAUCAAAGGCGCCAACCGCAUCUCCAUCCUGGAAAACUGCACCAUCAGUGAAAACUGCACCCUCAAUGGAAACGUGGCCACCCUGUCCCCUAGCCUGCCAUCAAUUGUACUUGGCAAAUAUACGUAUCUUGGCUGCCGAUGUCUUAUCGACCCGCCGCGUGCCAACCCCUCCCCGGAUGCCAGUGUCUUCACGGACGUGAAGGUCGGCAACUACACCACUUUAGGUGCGGACUCUGUCGUCAGGCUGAUCCAAGUGGGCAACCGUGUUUUGAUCGGCGCCCGCUGCGUAUUGGGAGAACUCAGUGUGAUCAACGACUGUUGCGUUAUUGAGGAUGACACUGUAGUACCAGCCAAUUCGGUGGUGCCUCCCUAUAGUCGAGUGUCGGGGGUUCCAGGAAUAGACUAUUCUGUGGUCCCGAUCAGCGCCAGCUACCGGAAGGUGCUUGAGGCCGACUCUCGUGUUCGUCAUGUAUUGAAGUAGCUGACCUAUGAACGCCUUGUGUUCU